CCUAUUUCAAUUCAAUCCGGAACGAACGAUUCGUGACUAAAAAUCGACACAAAACAAUGAGAAUUCCCGUGAAACCUGCCAAUGCCCGCAACUCCGAUUUUUGAUUUUUGAAAUCCUUCGAUCAUUUCCUUGUCCUCAACGUAGAGUAGCACUAGUGAAACGACGGUACAGUACUUGCGGUGCCGUACUACGAUAUUGUAGGGGUUCCCCAUGGACAAUUCUGCACAACAGGCUUCAAGGCCUUGAUGCAAAGGACGAACACAGAAAACGACACCCCGUGUUUAUCGAAACAAACGCCGGAGGAUUUCCAACACCCUGUGUCGCACCCUCUUCUAGCACCGCUUCGAAACGGUACGAGGCAGAGCGAGAGAGAGGCAGCAAGAACAGAAGCACAGCACAGCACAGCACAGCACACAGUCGUAGGGUGCCGCAGCAGCCGCUGGGAAUCUCCGGAACCCUUCUUCCGAAGCGCCCCUGCACCGCACCGCACCGCACUUCCCGCCACCAUGCUGCGGAGCCUCCUGGGGGGGGCGGCGGCCGUUGCCGGGGAUCCCGGCGGAGCGUCGCGGAGCCACGCCGGGCCGGAAGCCGGGAAGCGGCCCGAUCCGCAGCGAGACAGCGAACGGGGGGGCCUUCCUUCCCCGGGGGCCUCCGCGGGCCACCCGGCUUCCGGGGACGAAGCGGUCGACGAGGACGAGCUGGCGGGGAGCCUGCUGGUCCAGUUCCCCACCUACGGGACCCAGAGCCAGGCCCUGAGCAACCAUAGCUCGACCCAGUGGCAGGAAAAGACCGCGGACUGGCUGCUGGGCGGGACCUCGAGCAUUCCCACGCCGAAGCAGCAGCUCCAGCGGCAGCAGCAGAUGCAGCAGCAGCAACAGCAGCAACAACAACAGCAACAGCAACAGGCGAACGGAGCCAGCAGCAACAGCAACAACAACAGCAGCAGCAACAGCAGCAACAACAACAGCAACAGCAACAGGCGAACGGAGCCAGCAGCAACAGCAACAACAACAGCGGCAACCACAACCACGGCAGCAACAAGUUGCCAACGGUGUUGGAACACAGUGCCAGCGAUCAUUUCGAAGAAGCCGGCUACAAGACCCACCACGCAAGCAAUGCCUCGCGCGAGCAGCACAAGCUCGUGAAUUCUCGAGACUGGUCGAUCGACGAGCAGCUCCUGUGGAAGUCCCACAAAUUCCGUGCAUCCGGCGAUGCCUUCGGGGAAACGGCUGCAAGUCCAAAUCCAAAUCCAGCCCUCGAGCUGUUGCCACCGAGGGAACGCGAUGCGGCAUACCAGAAACCGAUCCUGGAUGACCCGUCGAGGGAUUUCCUGGCUGCCUAUUACUACCACGUCGGGGUCAUGCCAAGGGCACAAGGCCGAGCGAAAGAGACGAGACGGAUGUACCUCCACAAGAACGACGGCGGGGGCAAUGCGCUGCAGAAGCAGCUGCAGCUCCAGGGCCUGAUCAAAAAGCAUUCUUCGCCCUACCACGUCAACAACGAUAUCCAAAAAGACGUUUCGUUCCUCGGAGGGAUGGCGGCCCUGCCCAACAUUCUCGAGGAAAAGGAAGCCGAGGGCGGCGAUCACACGGACGUCGUCCGCUACCGUCCGUACCACGCCUCUGUGCCGUCCGGGGGGGCCGGCACCGGCAAGGAGGGCGGCGUUUGCCCCGUGGCGUCCCCAUCCGGGGUCACCAGCAUCGCCGAGGUCGCCUGGAUGCCGGACCGCCUGUGCAAGAUAUGCUAUUCGUGCGACGCACCCUUUACGGUCUUUCGGCGCCGGCACCACUGCCGCAUAUGCGGCCAGGUCUUUUGCAACACCUGCUCCGGCUACUUUGUUCCCGCGUCGUCGACGGCCCCCUCGUCGUCGUCGUCGUCGUCGCAGAAGCUCCUGCCGGCGUCGCCCGAGUCUCCCCAGAGAUAUUCGAGCUACGAAAUCGGCGGUCCCGGAUCCACCACGCCCUCGAGGCCCACCGUUUCGUCCCAGUCGUCCCCCCUGGCGUCCUUUGGUCCCGGUGGAAGCAAAGACGGCAGCGGCACCACGAACAGCAAGAUCACCAUACGGACCUGCAAGAUGUGCUUCGACCAGGUGACGGCCCGCCAGGAAAAACAAAAGAAACUCGACGCGGCGGACGAGGACCGGAAGCGGCAGCUAACUAAGGGACCCAAGAGCACCACCACCACCACCAGCGUCGAUACCAUUGCCAACGCGAACCAGCACGGCGGCGUCAAGAUCACGGUGCAGUCCUCGGAUUCCGAAACCAUUUCGUCUCGCUUGCAAGACCUGCGAAUAAACGGAAUCGACGGUUUGCUGAUGGGAGACAAGGAUCCCGGGGCAACGGACAAGGCCUCGCCCUUUCUGGCUUCGAAACGCCAGACGAGCCAUUCGUCCUCGACGUCGUCCCUCGCCAACAUGGAUCGAUCGAGUGCGGUGGAAGAAGGAAACCGCCACCUGGGCUCGGUCGCGGCCAGCCACCUGGAACAAAUGACGGCGUCACUGCUGGAGUCGGACGCGCCCAUACUCUGGAACACCCUCUGCGACGAGCGGGCGGCCCUCGGCGGGGACGGUCCGACAUCCAGGGCCGACGCCGAGAGACGCUUUCGCUCCCGGUGGGUCAACAAGCUGAUGAGCCUGGCCACGCGGUGCUGCGCGACGGUCGAUACCAACAUCAAGCGCGGAGACAUGCUAGACGUUCGGCCCUACGUGAAGAUCAAAGGUACGUACUUCUAUUUCAUUUCUCGACCAUUUCGGUUGGCAUCGUUCGCAUCGUUCGUUGUUGGCCGUGCUUUUGAACCCCUGCCUGUUUUUGGAAUCCAGAAAGGCUUGUCUGGCGUGCCGCCGAUCUCACCUCGCCUCCGUUCUCGACGGUUUGGACCUUCUCCUCGAUUCCCAACCAGUGAUUCCCGGUGGAUCCUGCGACGAUUGUGCCUACAUCAGUGGGAUUGCUUUCAGAAAGACCGGAACGAGCAAGCAAAUGCCCCGGGAAAUAAUAAAUCCAAAGAUCAUGGUAAGUUGUGGAUCGAAUUCUUUGCCAUCUCUGCCCUCUGGUUUGCAAUCCAACAAGUUCCAACACGGUUUCUUUCCAUCGCUUUCAUCGGUUCAAAGUUGUUGAGCGGUGGCAUUGAAUUUACACGGACCGCCCGGAUAGCUUCGCUGGACACGUUGUUGGAACAAGAAGACAAGUACAUCGAAAUAUUGGUCGGCAAGAUCCUGAAGCUCGAACCGGACGUUUUAAUGGUAGGAAAGGGAGUUAGUCGCAGAGCCCAGGAUUUGCUCAUAGAAAACAACGUGCAACUUUUACAGCAGGUGAAAGCGUCGCUCCUGAACCGAAUCUCGCGACAAACCGGUGCCACAAUCAUUAGCAGCACCGAUCACAUCAUGAAUCAAUUCGGAGCCCAUGUCCUUGGGAAGUGUCACCGAUUUCGCUUCAUUGUUGCGCGCGACAACGAAUCCUGGGUCAGCGGACCCUCGGGUGCGGUUUCGAACGGACAGCACCACAUCCAAACACUGCUGGAAAACGAGAAACUCAGCAACCACGAACGACAAGCAGCCCUUGCUGCAAAAAUGCUGGGAGAGGAUAUUCUAGAUGGAUCGGAAGCAAUCCGAAGCGGGCUUGCCAAACGUGGCGUUACGCAGACGUAUGCCUUGCUAGAGGGCUGUCCAAAACAGCUCGGAUGCACGGUUGUUUUGAGGGGGGCGAACAAGGCUGCGUUGAAACAGAUCAAAAACGUCUUUCGAUUUCUUGUGGGCGCCGCUUACAACGUAAAGCUGGAGAUGUCGUACCUGAAAGAACGGUGUGCACGGUUGCCCCCGGACUACAAGGUGGAGAAAAAGAACCUCUUCAGUUCUUCGUUCUGUGUGGAUUACGGCACUCCUCCCAACAGCCGCAAAGUUCGACCGUGGAACGGCGGAACAAACAACGAAGGCAUACAGCGUUCCAUAUCGGGGCAGAUCACCGCUUUUGAUCACCAAUCGAUUCUCAUCACGUCAGUCUGGAUGACUGACAAAACUCAGUGUUGCCCGGCCGAAGUAAAGGGAAUAUGUUACUAUUCCGUACAAGACGUCUCGCUCGGUCAGUUUCUAAGGGAUUCGUGCUUCAAUCUCUCGCUAAAAUGUCAAAAUCCGAGCUGCAAGAAGUCUGUGCUCGAUCAUUCGUUAUCGUUCGUUCACAAUGAUGGAUUGAUAAACAUAACUGUAGAUCACAUGGACGAACCUCUCCCGCCAGCACCAGUCGAUUCUACUCAAACGAACGAUAGCUCGAAGCAUGCCGAUGACGAUUCCGAAGAACUAGACGAUAGUCCUAUUGCCACUUGGACUUAUUGUAACGAAUGUGGGAAGGUUGUCACGCCCUUAACCUGGCUCUCUGAAAAUACUUGGAAGUAUUCUUUUGGAAAAUUUCUUGAAUCAUUCUUCUACAACAGAGACCUGAUCAUGAACUCACCACAGAGCGAUUGCGCGUGCAAUCUCCAAGAAUCCACAACUUUGUUCUUCGGAUGUGGCCGUCUCGCAGCAAAAUUCACUUAUGAAAGAAUUCGACCUUUUGGUGUUUUUGUCAGAAAGUCUCUACCCAUUGAUACUACGUUUCACCGUGCGAGGGCUCAGCACCAUUUGGAAAAGAUUUCCAUUUCGUCGAGCUCUCUCUUUGUUAAAUUUGACAAACAUAUUGAAAAAGUGGCAAGAGAAGCUCGGUCAGUGCAACGAAUUUCAGACAAUCAAAACCUGCAAACCGUUAUCAGUGAGCUCAGUAGAAUUAGCAACGAAGUAGAUCAUGCAGCAAAAACCCUUCAGGAGAAAAUUGCGUCUGUUUCCGCGAAAUGUUUGAACGAACACGGUGGUAUUGUUAAUGAUGCAGCUCUCUUUCGAUUUCCAUGGCAUGCAAGGCGUUUCCUUUUCAUGCUGACAUCAGCCUGGAACGAGAAGUUAAGUGCCGCGGGACAGGCGAUUGUUGCGAUGAAAAAAUUAUCUUCAGUUUCACAACGCAACGACAGUGGAAUGGGGUCGAAUGUACCUGCAAUUGUGGCUGGUGAUCAGAAUACCGAAGAGUUGAACGAAGGGAUGAGAAGACUCCGUCAACUCCACGAAGUGUACUCUCGGUACAAUCUAACGGAUAUUCACACCGUCUUGCCUACGAUACCCGGGAACACAGACCAGAAGGUUGUAGAAACUGAGUUUGAUGAUGAUUUUGAAGAUCCAGAAGGCGCCAUCGACUUUUCAGCUGAAGUUGAUGCUGAUGUCUUGGCUUCCAGACGACGUCUUUACAGCGCAAAUGUUCUUCCCCAGACAACUGACUCUUCGCGACUAGGAGUAAAGGCUUUGGCGAGACGGGAACAGGAUAGAACACCAAAUUCGCAAAUAAAGCAAACUCCUGGAGCUACUGUAAAGUCCGCCAUCACUCGUUUCUUCCAGCGUGGAGGUAGAGAACGAGAUCCAUAUGUUGUGGAUCUGGGUUUAUUUCACGACGGUCGACCGAGACUUGAGCCUGGUGUUAAUGGCAUCGUUGUACCUGUUAUUGACGAACAACUAUCCACUGUCAUCGCAUAUUCCCUUUCAUCCAAAGAAUACGACAAUCAGUUCCAAAAUUAUUCAAAGGUAGAAAAUGCGAGUCCUGAAACUUCAAGCGAUGUGGGCACACUACCAAAUGUACCUCCCAAAUCAGUUUCGGAUGGAAAUCAUCGAAAUCCACCGAGUGAUUCUCAAGAAAAUCAACCCAGGGGACAGACACCGUCUAAUACACCCAGCUCGUCUGGAAAGAAAGAUAUAGAAAGGAGAAUGUUAGUGAGAAACAAGUCCCAUAUUAAACAUACUUUCCGCGAUCUUGACGAAAAGGGACAGAACCUGUGCAAGUUCGUUUGUACGACAUAUUGGGCGACUCAAUUUCAUGCCGUUCGUGAGGCCUUCUUAUCGCAAGGCAGUAGUUCCAAAGAUUCCACGAAUGAUUCUGCUUUUGGCAUACAAUCUGGCUUGGAUAUCGAGAAGUCGUAUAUUUUGAGUUUGUCCUCUGCCUAUUCAUGGGCUGCAAGUGGAGGGAAAAGUGGGGCAAGCUUCGCACGCACUGCUGAUGAUCGUUUUGUUAUCAAGUGCAUUUCACGAACAGAACUUCAAAUGUUUUUAGAUUGCGCUCCAGCGUACUUUGAAUACCUGAGCAAGGCGUUUUUCCACGGUUUGUAUGUACUCAAUCAAAAUUUCGGACUUCAAUCGAUUUGCUUUGACUGUAAACUCAUACUAACUCAUGGUAUAUUUCUCUCUUUUCGAAUAGACCAACUGUCCUUUGCAAGAUCGUGGGUGUUUAUCAGAUUGGUUAUCACAACCGAGUAACUGGCAAAAGGAGUAUGGAACAAGUGGCUGUGAUGCAGGUGAGUUUCGCUUGUCAUGUUUGUUUCGCUUUUGCAUGCAUACAGAAUCAACGAUUGCCCAAACCAGCUGUCGCAAAAUCCAUCUAUCUUGCUUCUCCUUUGCGCAGAAUAUAUUUUAUAACAAGAAAAUAACGAAGACGUUUGACCUGAAAGGUUCGCUUCGAGGUCGUUUUGCAGCUCAAAUGAAAAAUAAUUAUGAGGAACAUAGCAGUCCCAAUAUUUCGAACAACGUGGGUGGACACAGCGCUGACUCUGCAAGCGGGCACCGGAAACAUUCUUCAGAGUCUGGUUAUGAGGUGGGUGGAAGAAGUGCUGUCGAGGAUUACUUAAAUGGCAAUGAUCGGGAAGAUGGUAUAGAUAGUAAGAAUUCUAGAAAAGAUGGUCCUGAUGCUCCACGAACGCUCUUGGAUGGGGACUUUUUAGAAACGACUCAUGGCCGACCUAUGCCGAUGCAUGAUCGUGCCAAAGAAGUCUUCCACAUGAGCAUUUUGAACGACACGCUGUUUCUCUCCAUCAUAAAUGUCCUUGACUAUUCCAUUUUGGUGGGUAUUGACGAAGAAAAAAUGGAAUUAGUGGUAGGAAUAAUUGAUUUUAUGAGGCAGUAUGACAUAUUGAAACAAAUGGAACGUGUUGGUAAAUCUUUACCGAUGGUGGUGGGGAGUGAAGCUCCAACCAUUAUUCAGCCACCCCUGUACAAGGCACGUUUCACAAAUGCAAUGGAACGGUAUUUCAUGACGGUUCCGAGCAAGUGGACCACUAUAUAAACUUAAUCCUGAAGAAGUAUUCCGCACUUGAUCCUGUAAAACUAUUCUGCACUAUCUUUAAUAAUAGUUUGCUAAGCCACCACUAGCAACACAAAGAAAGACAAUUUCUUGUUCAGCUUUGGUCUCAUACUGGAGAGGGCUAUUAUUGUGUUAAUAAAAUUGUAUUAUGCAC
This is a messenger RNA of Pseudo-nitzschia multistriata, 7290 nucleotides long. The record is from the annotation of a GenBank genome assembly. Lineage: Eukaryota; Bacillariophyta; Bacillariophyceae; Bacillariales; Bacillariaceae.